This is a messenger RNA of Vicugna pacos (alpaca), 1586 nucleotides long. RefSeq names its product interferon regulatory factor 3 (gene IRF3). NCBI's taxonomy places the organism in Eukaryota, Metazoa, Chordata, Mammalia, Artiodactyla, Camelidae. Gene Ontology annotation, molecular function: DNA-binding transcription factor activity, RNA polymerase II-specific; protein binding; RNA polymerase II cis-regulatory region sequence-specific DNA binding. The record is from RefSeq and is a predicted model, not a curated record. Gene Ontology annotation, cellular component: nucleus. Gene Ontology annotation, biological process: immune system process; regulation of transcription by RNA polymerase II.
CACGGAAGAGCUGGGGAGUGAGGAACCGGAGAAAGGAUGGGUCUACCCUGACAGUGGAGAUGGGGGGUUGUAUACUCUGGAGAAAGUGAAGCAAGAAGGGGAAAACGUGAAGCAAUGGCUGGCGCCGAGGAAAAUAUAAGUGAAGGACCAGCGCCGUGGCCCGGGGAAGGGAGAUCUGGGUGCGGAACCUUCCGACCGAGUGGGCUUGGAAGGCCGUCUGUACCCAGGAACUGCCCUCUGCGCGCAGGCCGGACCAUGGGAACCCAAAAACCUCGGAUCCUGCCCUGGCUGGUAUCGCAACUGGACCACGGGCAACUGGAGGGCGUGGCCUGGCUCGACGAGAGCCGCACGCGUUUCCGCAUCCCUUGGAAGCAUGGCUUGCGGCAGGAUGCCCAGCAGGAAGACUUCGGGAUUUUCCAGGCCUGGGCCGAGGCCAGUGGUGCCUACACUCCUGGAAAGGAUAAGCCCGACCUGCCCACCUGGAAGAGGAAUUUCCGGUCCGCCCUGAACCGUAAGGAAGUGCUUCGUUUAGCGGAUGACCGGAGCAAGGACCCCCACGACCCGCAUAAAAUCUAUGAGUUUGUGACCUCAGGAAUUGGGGACUUUGUUGAGCCAGACACCUCUCUAGACACCAACAGCAGAUCCAGUACCUCUGAUACCCAGGAAGACAGUCUGGAGAAGUUACUGAGUAGUGUGGACUUGGCCCCAGAUGGAGUUCCCUCAGGCCUGACUAUGGCCCCUGCUCACCCGCCUCAGCUCUUGCUGAGCCCCACCUUCGACAUCCCUGCUCCUUGCCCAAAUUCUGGACUCCUUGAAAACCCCCUGAAGCACUUGUUGGUAAGCGAGGAAGACUGGGAGUUCGAGGUGACCGCCUUCUACCGGGGCUGCCAAGUCUUCCAGCAGACUAUCUUCUGCCAGGGGGGUCUGCGGCUGGUGGGAUCAGAAACAGGGGACAGGACACUGCCUGGGCAGCCAAUAAGACUGCCAGACCCUGCAGUGUCCCUGACAGACAGGGGUGUGAUAGACUAUGUGAGGCGUGUACUGAGCUGCCUGGGUGGGGGACUGGCUCUGGGGAGGGCAGGGCAGUGGCUCUGGGCCCAGAGGCUGGGACACUGCCAUGUGUACUGGGCCGUGGGCGAGGAACUCCUCCCCGACAGUGGUCACAAGCCUGAUGGUGAGGUCCCCAAGGACACAGAAGGAGGCGUGUUCAACCUGGGGCCCUUCAUAGCAGAUCUGAUUGCCUUCAUCGAAGGAAGCAGGCGCUCACCACGCUACACCCUCUGGUUCUGUGUGGGGCAGUCGUGGCCCCAGGACCAAUCAUGGAUCAAGAGACUUGUAAUGGUCAAGGUUGUGCCCAUGUGCCUCAGGGCCCUGCUAGAUAUGGCACGGGCAGGGGGUGCCUCCUCCCUGGAGAACACUGUGGACCUGCACAUUUCCAACAGCCACCCGCUUUCCCUCACCUCAGACCAGUACAAGGCCUACCUCCAGGACCUGGUGGAGGACAUGGACAUGGACUUCUAGGUCACUGGGGAGGCCUAAGCCCUUGCCCUUUACAUCAACCAAUAAACUGGUUUUUGCCAUGGUCA